This is a messenger RNA of Xenopus laevis (African clawed frog), 3291 nucleotides long. Its product is annotated as occludin-like. The record is from RefSeq and is a predicted model, not a curated record. NCBI's taxonomy places the organism in Eukaryota, Metazoa, Chordata, Amphibia, Anura, Pipidae. The transcript is spliced from 9 exons. The coding region runs from base 417 to 1979 and encodes 520 amino acids.
CCCACACGAUAUCACGGCCCACGCCCUCUCUAUGUACACGGCAGCCACUGGCGUAUUGUUAUCAUGAGAGCAACACGGCUGACUUAUUACUCCUAACAGGGACCUGCUCACAAAGCACCGGCCGAAACCUGUUUGUGUGCGCGCUUUUGUGGGGCUGGAGAAACCAGUUUGUUCUCCCUACUGAGUUUCAGGUGCAGCCUUCCCGCCACGCCCUGAUCCUAAGAAGAGCGGGGGGAGGAUCGAAGCUGGAACAGGGGUAGGGGGAAACCGAGGCACAACUUGCAGUGUUUGCUGAGACUGGAGAAGUCAUUUAAGGAACCGGGUGUUGUGGACAAACCAGGUCUAGGGGGUCGGAGAUCCAGGAGAGUAACAGGUUUCUCUUUCUUGUGGUAUUCUAGUGAAACUUGUGCAACAACAUGUCCGCCAGGCCAUUUGAAAGUCCCCCGCCAUAUCACCCAGAGGAAUACAGCAGACCAUCAAGCUAUGCACCAAGCAGAGACAUGUACGGUAGACCCUCAAAUUAUGCCCCUAGUAAAGCUGUGUAUGGUGGAGAGAUGCACUCACAGCCAGCCUACUCUUACUACCCGGAAGAUGAAAUACAGCAUUUUUACAAGUGGAGCUCCCCUCCUGGUAUAAUAAAAAUCAUGUCUAUUCUCAUUGUGGUCAUGUGUGUUGGCAUAUUUGCGUGUGUGGCUUCAACUCUACCGUGGGAUCUCGACAUCACUGGACAGUCCAUGGGUUAUGGCAUCGGGAGCGGCAGUUACAGUGGAGGAUACAAUGGCUAUGGCUUUGGAGGCUCACAGAUGGGCAUGGGUUUUGCAUAUGGAGGAAAUUAUACUGACCCGAGAGCAGCGAAAGGCUUCAUCCUUGCUAUGGCUGCUUUUUGCUUUAUCAUUGCUAUGGUGAUAUUCAUAAUGACUGUAACAAGGAACCAUACUGCCACCUCGAGAAAAUUCUACCUGAUUGUAAUCAUCGUCUGUGCAAUUAUGGGAGGCAUGGUCUUCAUUGCCACCAUUGUUUAUACCAUAGGAGUAAAUCCUGUAGCUCAGGCUUCUGGAUCUGCUUUCUACACCCAGAUUGUGUCAAUAUGCAACCAGUUCUAUUCCCCAGUACAAACCGGAGUAUUUGUGAAUCAAUAUCUUUAUCACUACUGUGUGGUAGAGCCCCAAGAGGCAAUUGCCAUAGUCCUGGGGUUCUUGAUUGUUGUGGCCUUUGCCAUUAUUAUAUUCUUUGCUGUAAAAACCCGAAAAAAGAUCGGUCAGUAUGGCAAAGCAAACAUCCUCUGGAAGAAAAACCACGUUCAUGAAGAUGGAGAUCCUCAAGUUGAACAAUGGGUUAAAAAUGUAACUGCAACUUCAGCACCUGCCUUGUCUGAUUACAAUGAGAAAACCAAUGGCUCAGUAGCGGACUAUAGAAGUGGAUAUGGGGUUCAGGCUUACCCAUCUCAGAACAUCUCUCAUCCGAUACCAGAGGAGGAGUUGCCUUUGAAAGAAGACUAUGGAAUGUCCCCACGUGCUUACAGCAGUAGUUCCGAUGCCACAAGCAAGAAGGCGCCUCCUAAGAAGCGGCCAGGAAAGCCCAGGAGGUCUGACAUUGAUAUCGAUGAAGGAGGCUAUAAUACUGGAGGAGAGUCUGCUGAUGAGUUGGAAGAUGAUAGCUGGGACAGUGAGUACCCACCCAUUGCUUCAGAUGAGCAGCGACAAGAGUACAAGCAAGAGUUUGCCAGUGAUCUGCAGGAAUACAAACUGCUGCAAGCAGAACUUGAUGAGGUUUCUAAAUCCCUGUCCCAGCUGGAUAGACAACUGGAUGAUCAUCCGGAAGAUAGUGAAGAGUAUAAGACCCUUGCAGAUGAAUACAAUCGGCUUAAGGAAAUCAAAGCGUCUGCAGAUUACAGAAACAAGAAGAAACGAUGCAAAGCUCUGAAGACAAAACUGAACCACAUCAAACAAAUGGUCAGCGACUAUGACAAUGGCAAAUAAGGGACCGUGACUUUUCAUCACCUGCUCAGUCUGUGAUCAGCUGAAGGUUUACCCGCUGCAUUCCUAUGGAUCCAUGGACCUUUCUGCUGUCGGGGGUUUUUUUUAUUGAUCGUCCAGCAAAUCUGAACUCAUAAAUAGAUUUAAACAUUAAAUGGUUAAAUCUCACGAAUGAUGUUCAGCUUAGUUAUUCUUUGUUUAGCAUGCAAAAUAUAUUUAUGUAAUAUGAAGGUUUUUCCUUUUCCGUUAUUCUGUGACCGAUAAGAAGGUUGCGUGGCAGCGUCCAGCUAAUGUUCCGCAACAAUUUUUAUUAUAGGCUACAGUAGCAGCCCAACAAACAAGGAAUUAUUUGUUUUGUUUCUUUCAAGCAGAAUGUCUUGUGUUUCUGUUCUAGUCCUUCAGCCCACUUGUAUACGAGUCUGGCUAGAAUUUUGGACAUCUCGCCCAUCUAAUGUAGUUAUAAUUAGAUUGCAAAUAACUUGUCCACUUUAAACCCUUCACCUCAAAUUCCCAUAACCCCUUGUAAACCAAAAGUUCCUAGAAGGGUUGUAGUUGGAGGAAAGCAGGCUGACCUUUCAUGGUGAAACUCAUGCAUGAUCAUAUCCUUGCUUCCCAUUUACAAGGCAGCGGCCUCAGGAUAGGAAGACUUUCAGAUGUAUUUUAAAUGUGGUGUUUUCCAGUGUAUGAGACCUCACAGCUAAUCAACAACAUAUUUCAAAAUGUGUUUAAAUGGACUGCCCGAAGUCUUGGUCAAGCUUAGCUUAGUUUUGCUCUUUGCAGAACAAAAGGAUGCUUAGAAUGCCUGAUCUGAGCAGAUUCAUGUGACUGCAAAACAAAUGUAUUAUAUGAGAUCUGUGAUUAUAACCAGCCAAUUUAUCAGCCUUUAGCAUAAACCACUUUCUGUGAAUGUGCUUAGAGCAGAGUUGUGUUCUUUUGUUACUUCGUAAUCAGUAAGGUGGUAGCCAUGCAGUGCCUUCUCUUUUAAUAUUCAACAAAAAAUUCCAGUUUGAUGAUAGAAGCUAACAUUAAUUCAGAUAUAUAUAAUUAACUACACUGUAACACGUAAACGGCAAGAAGGCAGUGUACAAAAUACUUUUUAUUAAAAUAGUUUCUAUAUGAUUAUUUAGGAUAGGAUUUUGUAUAAUAAAGUGUGUGCGAUGCCUGCAAUGUAUCUACAGAGUUUAAUGAAUGCAUCGUCCACUUAAGAGAUGGCAAUUUGUAUAACUCCUUUUUGGACAGGGACAAUGCAACUUUUAUAAAUGAAUUGAUCUGUGUACAUAGCGAUUACACAAUAAAAUUUUCAAACUUUCUCGAA